Messenger RNA from Meloidogyne enterolobii, 879 nucleotides. The record is from the annotation of a GenBank genome assembly. NCBI's taxonomy places the organism in Eukaryota, Metazoa, Nematoda, Chromadorea, Rhabditida, Meloidogynidae.
AUGCACGAUAGUAAUGUAGAGGUGCCUCGUAAAAUUGCUAGAAUUUGUCGUGAAAUGGGUGUUGAACGUUUAGUGCAUGUCAGUGCUAUGGGAGCUGAUCCUGAGCAUGAAUCUAAAUAUCUUAAAAAUGGACAAUUUCUUCGUACUAAAGGUUUGGGAGAACUGGCUGUUCGUGAUGAAUUUCCAAAUGCUACAAUUGUUCGUCCUUCAGUUCUUUACGGAGAAUGUGACUAUUUUCUUCAAUUUAUGACUACUCAUUUGCGUCGAUGUCCAGUACUUGGAUGGGUUUAUAUUUAUAAAGGAGGACGUGGAAUUUACAAAAUGCCUGUUUAUGUAAAUGAUUUUGGACUUGGAAUUUCUCGAAUAGUAAAUGACCCUUCUUUUGCUGGAAAGGAUUUUGAAUUUGUUGGUCCACAUUGUUAUGAAUUUUGUGAAAUUGCAGAUUAUAUUUAUAAAAAGGCUGGCUGCUUUAAGGAAAUUAUGUUUAGAUAUCAUCGUUUUUCACGUCCAGACCCUUGGUUCCUUCUUUGGUCAGCACUUUGUUGGAUUAAUACAAAAGUGUAUAGAGGUGGAGGUUCUUAUAUUGAUUGGGAAUGGCUUGAUUUUGUGGAAGCAGCAAGUGAUGUAUUAACUGGCGGGAAGACACUUGGAUUUGCUGACUUAGGGAUUAAGCCUCAUCUUUUUGAGGAUAUGGCUGCAUAUUUUUGUCGUAUACGUUCAUUUUCUGGAUCUGUUGAUUUGGCAUAUGAUGAAAUGCCGAAUGUUGCAUUACCUCUUCGAAGUCCAAUACUUUACAAACGACCGCCAAAAUUAUUUGACCCUUCAAAUAUUCAGACGGAGGAACGAAUUUUUGGUCGAAAGGUAGCGGCAACAGGAUGA